This is a messenger RNA of Onychostoma macrolepis, 2209 nucleotides long. Its product is annotated as fat storage-inducing transmembrane protein 1. Gene Ontology annotation, cellular component: endoplasmic reticulum membrane. The record is from RefSeq and is a predicted model, not a curated record. The transcript is spliced from 2 exons. Gene Ontology annotation, biological process: lipid storage; lipid droplet organization; phospholipid biosynthetic process. Lineage: Eukaryota; Metazoa; Chordata; Actinopteri; Cypriniformes; Cyprinidae. The coding region runs from base 784 to 1719 and encodes 311 amino acids.
CAUCCACCAGUCAUCUGUUUAUAUUUGUUUAUAGCAAAUGUUGAUCUUACAAUAACAAAAAGGUGGUUACAUUUUAGUAUAGGGAGCCAUUCUCACUAUUAACUAGUUGCUUAUUAGCAUGCCUAUUAUUAACAUAUUGACUGUUUAUUGGCACUUAUAAAGCACAUAUUCUGCAUGACCGUAUUCUACAUCCCCGAUCUUACCCAAUACCCAAACUUAACAACUUCCUUACUAACCAUUAAUAAGCACAAAAUUAGGAGUUUAUGGAGGCAAAAGUCAUAGUUAAUGGUUUGUUAAUAGUGAGAAUUGAGCCUUAAAAUAAAGUGACCAAAAAGGUUUAGAAGAAACACAAUACAUGCACUAGAUUAGAUGGUAUGUUUUAUAUUUGUUUGUUUUUUUAUGUGUGUUUGUUUUGUGUGUGUGUUUAGUAUGAUUUAUUAUUUUUUUUCCAAAGCCAAAGUUUAUUUUAAUCCAUAUCACAGAUACAGAUGCUAAAUACGGUUGAAACCACACAGGGAAUGUUGCUGUACUGCUUUAUAUCACACACACACACACACACACACACACACACACACAGAGCAAGCUGAUAAGAUGGGAAUGUUUGGAGCUGUUAGGGAGUAAAAUGUUGUCAGGACUGUGAGUGAAAGGGUAAAUGAUGGAAGUGUGACAUAAACCAGCAGGUUGAACUCAGCUGAGAAAACAAAAGGGUAGUUAAUAGCCCUGCUGACAGAUGGUAGAACAAUCUCAUUUCUCUCCUUCCCUCAGUUAGUCCAUCUGUUGAACAUGCAGUGGAAGUUCUGCCCUCAGCAAACCAAGAUGGAUUUUUGUGGACUAAAGGAGAUACUUUAUAAGAUCCAUAACUCUGUCAACAAGCUUCUGCACUGGGCUCUGGUGCACUUCACUGAUCUCACAGCUGGACUACUGGCUCAUUUCUUAUUCAGGAGACAUUUUCACUUCCUCCUCUCUGUGCUGGUGAUGUUUGGACCUGUUCUGAGUCUCUGGGUCUCCAAAUACAGCAUAUUUGGCAACAAGAAUCACUACCUGUACAGGCUGUUCCUGCAUUCAUGCUGGGGCUGGACCUGUGUAUUAUGUGGCUCUUUCAUCUUUCUUCUCUCAUACUGCAUCAGUAACUCGUUCAUUCACUCAGUCCGUCACCUCUCUCGACUCGCUGUGGCCGGGACGCUGUGGACACUGUUCCGCCAUCUCCUCUCCUUCCUAGUGGACGCCUCUGGAAGCUGUUUUGAGGCACUUCAAAGCCCCACAGAAAUCCACAGGAACCCCAGAGAGCUCCUGGAGUCUACAGGCCCCUUUUUACUACUGAGAGAGGAAAAGGGUAACGCGGCCGGCCUACAGUGGCAGGGAUGUGAGGUGUCUGAUGACAUCCUCAUUCUGAGUUUAUGUUGUUUGAUUCUCGCUGAAGAAAUAGGGGUUUUUAGGCCCUGCAUGGCUCUAGGAAAGCCUGUAGGGACGCCGCUGAGGAUACUUUUCUUGUUGUGUGUGUUGUUGAUGAGUCUCUGGAUCUUCCUGAUCGUUUGCUUGCUAGCACACUUUCCGCUGUUCCCCUCCCAGCUGGUUGGAGGAGCUCUUGGGUAUCUGGGAUGGAAGGGCCUUUAUUAUAAGGGCCGGUAUGUUUUAAAGCCUGCCUGGUGCUGUGUUGGAAGACCAAAAGCUUUGCUUUCAGAUAACACAUGUAAUACUGCAUCAAAUGGGACAACAUGAAUGUUAAGAAAAUGACAAACAGAAUAUAUAAAAAUGUACAACUUUUAUAAAGGGGUGUCAAAGUCAAAAAAUAUACAUACCUUUCUUUAGAUCUAUAAGUACGGGGUCAACAGGAUUUUUUUUUUCUCUACAUUUUUGAAAGAGGUCUCGUAUGCUCACCAAGGCUACAAUUAUUUGAUAAAAAAUACUGCAAAACAGUAAUAUUGUGGAUUAUUAUUACAAUUUAAAAUAACGGUUUUCUAUUUUAAUCUGUUUUAAAAUAUAAUUUAUUGCCGUGAUGUCAAAGCUGAAUUUUCAUUACCCCAUUACGACAAUUUUUUGUGUCUUUGUCAAAUAAAAGUAUUAAUUUCUUUUAAAAAACAAUGUAAUUUAACAUUAUAAUUAACAUUAUUAAAGUAAAAUAAAUAAAUAUUCAUGGGUGUAUAUUCUGCUACACGUGUAUAAAACUCUUAUUUAGACUCUCAUUUUUAACACUUUAUAUUCAUAAUUU